Harpia harpyja (harpy eagle) is the source of this 7583-nucleotide messenger RNA. RefSeq names its product contactin associated protein family member 5 (gene CNTNAP5). The record is from RefSeq and is a predicted model, not a curated record. NCBI's taxonomy places the organism in Eukaryota, Metazoa, Chordata, Aves, Accipitriformes, Accipitridae. The transcript has 24 exons. The coding region runs from base 267 to 4187 and encodes 1306 amino acids.
AGGUGAAUUUCCGCGGCAGCGGCCGGGGGAGCGGGCUCGGCUCGGGCGCUGCCGCCGGCUUUUGGGGCGGCUCCGCCAAGGGCCGCGGAGGAGGGUCCCUCGGCCGACCCCGACCCCGGCUCCGGCUCCCCCUUCACCCGGAGUGCCUGGAUGCUGGAUGGAGUAAAUGAGCGGAGGAAGAGGGAGCGCACACAGGCUGAGAGGCGCUCGGAGACCGGGACCGGGGGAGACAGGCGGGCGGCUGGCUUCCCCCUCCGGGGCUGAACAUGGAUUCCCGAGCCCUCGGGGGCUUCACGCUGCUGCUCUUCAGUUUUGGGCACCUGGGAUUAACUGCAACAAAUUAUAAUUGUGAUGAUGCAUUGGUAUCUCCCUUACCUUCAACAGCCCUUACCAGUUCCUCUGAGCUCUUCAGUACUCACAGUCCCAGCUUUGCAAAGCUCAACAGGCGAGAUGGAGCUGGUGGCUGGUCCCCGUUGGACUCAAAUGAGCAGCAGUGGCUCCAGGUUGAUCUGGGAGACAGAGUGGAGAUUGUCGCGGUCGCUACCCAGGGCAGGUACGGGAGCUCAGACUGGGUAACCAGCUAUACGCUGAUGUUCAGCGACACUGGCCGCAACUGGAAACAGUACAGACAAGACGACACCAUCUGGGUUUUCACAGGGAACAGCAAUGCUGACGGUGUGGUUCACCACAAAUUUCUGCACUCCAUGAAAGCCCGCUUCUUGCGCUUCAUCCCUCUGAAGUGGAACGUCGGUGGGCGAAUAGGACUGAGAGUUGAGGUCUUCGGCUGCUCCUAUAAGUCAGAUAUUGCAGACUUCGAUGGCAGAAGCUCACUCCUCUACAGGUUCAAUCAGAAGCUUAUGAGCACAUUCAAAGAUGUGGUUUCCUUGAAAUUCAAGAGCAUGCAGGGGGAUGGAGUCUUAUUCCAUGGAGAAGGACAGCGUGGAGACUACGUUACUUUGGAACUGCAGAAAGGGAAGCUCUCCUUGCACAUCAACCUGGGGGACUCCAACCUGCACUUCAGUAACAGCCACACAUCUGUCACCCUGGGCAGCCUCCUGGAUGAUCAGCACUGGCACUCAGUUCUCAUAGAGCGUUUCAACAAGCAAGUGAACUUCACGGUGGACAAGCACACCCAGCAUUUCCGAACAAAGGGGGAUUCAGAUCACUUGGAUAUUGAUUAUGAGCUCAGUUUUGGAGGGAUUCCAGUCCCGGGGAAACCAGGAACCUUUCAGAGGAAAAAUUUCCAUGGAUGCAUUGAGAACCUUUAUUACAACGGAGUCAAUAUAAUUGACCUGGCAAAGAGACGCAAACCUCAGAUCUAUACUGUGGGGAACGUGACCUUUUCUUGCUCAGAACCACAAAUUGUUCCUAUCACCUUUGUCAGCACCAGUCGAAGCUACUUGCUACUACCCGGCACUCCUCAAAUUGAUGGUUUGUCAGUCAGCUUCCAGUUUCGAACAUGGAAUAAAGACGGCUUACUUCUAUUCACCGAAUUGUCUGAAAAUUCAGGACCCCUCUUGGUUUACCUCCAUGGUGGGAGACUUACACUACUUAUUCAGAAAGAGACAGAGAACCCAGUGGAAAUCAGUGAAGGCACCAAUCUCCACGACGGGCUUUGGCAUUCUGUUGACAUCAAUGCCAGAAGACAUCGCAUUACCUUGACACUGGAUAACAAUGCUGCCACUGCUAGCCACGCAACCACUGUCUCAAGGAUCUACUCUGGGGACAGCUACUAUUUUGGAGGGUGCCCUGACAAUUUCACUGAUUCCCAGUGUUUAAAUCCCAUUACUGCUUUUCAAGGCUGUAUGAGGCUCAUCUUUAUUGAUAACCAGCCCAAGGACCUCAUUUUGGUUCAGCAAGGCUCCCUGGGGAAUUUUAGUGAUUUACACAUUGAUCUGUGUGGCAUCAAAGACAGAUGUUUACCCAACUACUGUGAACAUGGAGGAAAAUGCUCUCAGUCCUGGACCACCUUUUACUGCGAUUGUAAUGAUACAGGCUACAUGGGAGCUACCUGUCAUAACUCUAUCUAUGAAAAAUCUUGUGAGGCUUACCGACACCAAGGGAAGACAUCAGGUUUCUUCUACAUCGAUUCUGAUGGAAGUGGACCACUUGGACCACUCCGUGUUUUUUGCAAUAUAACAGAAGAUAAGAUCUGGACUGCAGUGCAGCACAACAACACAGGGCUAACCAGAGUCCAAGGAGCUGAUCCGGAGAAGCCAUACACCAUGUCCUUUAACUACAACAGCAGUGCGGAGCAGCUUGAAGCCAUGAUAAACAGUGCAGAGUACUGCGAACAGGAGGCAGCCUACCACUGCAAAAAGUCACGUCUCCUGAAUACCCCGAAUGGAAUGCCAUUUGCUUGGUGGGUUGGCCGUGCCAAUGAAAAGCAUCUUUACUGGGGAGGAUCUCUUCCGGGCAUUCAACAGUGUGCAUGUGGACUGGAAGAAAGUUGUCUGGAUAUGAGAUAUUUUUGCAACUGUGACGCAGAUAGAGAAGAAUGGACAAAUGAUACCGGCCUUCUUGCUUUCAAAGACCAUUUGCCUGUAACUCAGAUAGUGAUCACUGACACAAACAGAUCAAAUUCUGAGGCUGCUUGGAAAAUCGGCCCUUUGCGUUGCUAUGGAGACAGGCAGUUCUGGAACGCCGCUUCCUUCAACACAGAGGCCGCCUACCUGCACUUCCCCACCUUCCACGCUGAGGUCAGCGCAGACAUCUCCUUCUUCUUCAAAACUACUGCCAUCUCUGGGGUGUUCUUGGAAAACCUUGGGAUUAAAGACUUCAUACGAGUUGAAAUAAGCUCCCCCAAAGAGAUCACAUUCUCCAUAGAUGUUGGGAAUGGCCCCACAGAAGCCACCGUGCAGUCUCCCACACCCCUGAAUGACAACCAGUGGCACUAUGUCCGUGCGGAGAGAAACCUCAAGCAAACCUCUCUCCAGGUGGACAGCCUCCCCAAGAAGGUCCUGGAGGCACCUGCUGAGGGACACUUCCGCUUGCAGCUCAACAGCCAGUUAUUUGUAGGGGGAACAGCUUCCAGACAAAAGGGCUUUUUGGGAUGCAUUCGAUCUCUGCAUUUAAAUGGACAGAAACUUGACCUUGAAGAGAGAGCUAAAAUGACACCUGGUGUUAAACCUGGGUGUCCAGGACAUUGCAGCAGUUAUGGUAACCUGUGCCAUAAUGGAGGGAAAUGUGUGGAGAAGUAUAAUGGUUACUCCUGUGAUUGUACCAACUCAGCCUACGAAGGACCUUUCUGCAAGGAAGAGGUUUCUGCAUUAUUUGAAGCUGGCACUUCCAUUACCUAUAUUUUCCAAGAACCUUAUCCUGUCACAAAAAAUGCAAGCACCUCAAGCUCUGCCAUUUAUGCGGAUGCUGUCAUGUCCAAGGAAAAUAUUGCAUUUAGCUUUCUUACGGCACAUACUCCAAGCCUUCUGCUGUACAUCAACACCUACUUUCAUGAAUAUUUGGCUGUGAUUCUCUCCAAGAAUGGAAGUUUACAGGUCCGAUACAAGCUGAGUAAGGAUGGCCUCCUCAUCUUCACCAUUGACUCUGGAAAUUUUGCCAACCGAGAGCUGCACCAUGUGAAGAUUAACAGAGAAGGCAGAGAGCUCAUCAUUCAGGUUGAUCAAGUUCUCAAACUCAAACACAACUUUUCUGAGAUUGAUUUUAAGGCCAUUAAAUCACUCACCUUGGGCAAGGUCACAGAUAGUUUGUCACUGGACCCUGAAGUCUCAAAGGCAAAUGCCUAUGGUUUCACUGGCUGCCUGUCCUCUGUUCAGUACAACCACAUUGCUCCCCUGAAAGCUGCCUUACGCCAUCCCAGCGUUGCUCCCGUGACUGUCACAGGCUCCUUGACUGAAUCCAGCUGUGCAUCCAUAAUGGAAGCUGAUGUGAACACAGUAACCACAAUAUACUCCUCAUCAGAUACUUUUGGGAAGACAGAUGAAAGAGAGCCUCUCACCAAUGCAGUCAGAAGCGAUUCAGCUGUGAUUGGAGGUGUAAUAGCAGUUGUGAUAUUCAUCAUCUUUUGCAUCAUUGCCAUCAUGAGCAGAUUUCUCUAUCAGCACAAACAAGCACAUCGAAGUAGCCAGACAAAGGAGAAGGAAUACCCAGAAAACCUCGAGAGCUCCUUUAAAGCUGACAUUGACUUGCAGAACACAGUGAGCGAGUGCAAACGGGAAUAUUUCAUCUGAUGGACAAUGCAAUUUCUUCUUACUCUUACUCCCCUAACCUUCCUUCCUUUAUUCCCUUCUUCCUUCCUUUUUUCUUUUUGUAAUUUUUUUUUAAACAGUCAUUUUUUGCUAACUUCUUUUUCAUUUGGAAAAGACCGCCCUGCACAGGAAACACUGACAACAAUCACAGUGCCUCAUUCUCUGCACAAGAACCUGGCAGUCACAGUUUACUUCAGCAGCUCAAGAGACCUGUUAUCCCACCCUACACAAAAUAAGAUCCACAUGCACACCUGGUUUCUGCUGUGGGUUUCUGGAUGUUUCAAAGUCCCCACAUUUAUUUUGGUUUUUCUCUGGACCCAUUUAAUUCAUCACUUUUACACUAGAGCUGGACUAUGUAAAGUAAAGUAGCUGAACACGUAGCUCUACAGAUACUGGGACAGGAUAGAGGGAAAGAACUAGACCAAAAUGCCUGAUUUAUUUUACAGGCUCAUUUACAGCAGUCAUAAAGAACUGGCCAAAUUCUCAAAUGAUAUGAAUUGAUAUAUAUCUAUUGAUUUCAAUGGUGUUACAUUAAUUUAUACCAGUUGGGAAGCUGGUAUGAGGUAAGAAAAAAGAAAACUGUCCUCAUUAAGCUCCUUCCCCCAACCUCCUGUCCUUUUACUGUAACUUUUAGGCUUAUCAGUACUUUUCCAACAAUAUAUGUAUCAACAAUAAAUGUCAUUCCCGUGCACCUCUUUCACCUCCAUCUCGUAAGGCUGGCUAUGUAGACCCAACGUACUCUAGCAUAACUCUAGCUGAAGCAUGGAAAAUAGUAGCUUGAAUCUCCAAAGGUUUUAGGAAGCUGCUAGGACUUAGGUGCUCUAUAUUUGUCUGAAAUGUUAGAAAUGCAGCAUAUACCUGUUCAUGCCAUAUGGAGGAUUAUCACAUGCUGAGGUUAAACACCGUUGCCACUGUGGCAAAGACGAAGUACAUAGAUGAGAAAAAACAAAAAUAGUUCAAUCUUAAACAUGAGUCACACCUUCUGCCAGUUCUAAAAAAGAAAAAAAUGCAGCUACUCAAAAAAAAAAAAAACCAAAACAAAACUGCAUGAAAGAUUGAUUGGUAUUUCCUGUUUGUAGAAAUUGGAGUAUCUUCUCCAAAGCUAAAUAGAGAGAGGUCUGAUGUCACAUCUAAAAAUGUUAAUAUUUGAUCAACCCUGUUUACAAGGAAGUACAUUAGGGAAACAAGUUAAAAAAGAUCCCAAAUACUCUACUUUGAAUUAAUCUUCUGUGCUGUUUUUAUAAAAAGUCUUCUGUCCUUAGCUGAUUGGGAACAAUACUGAAGACUCAAAUCCUGCCGGUUUUACUUAUGCUGUAUGGUUUCAGUGUGAGGCUCAAAAAACUUCUUUUCAGUCACAGACAUCCUAAGGGUGAGAAAUGGAGAAGUCCCACCAAGGGAGGUUUUUCACACCCUGCUUGUGUCUGUGUGACGUACUGCCUUCACAGGGCUUCUGAAGAUUAUGUAGAAUUUGCUGUCAGACUUGAAGGUUUCAGACAGUUUAAUCAAUCCAACAGCUAAGAAAAAAAAAAAUGAAUUCAGGACAAUUUAUUGUGCAGCUGAAUCUCUUUCUUUGCCCCCUACAGCCUUCUGCAGUCAUCCUGGGGUUUCCGCAUGGUGAUCUUUUUUACAUAGAUUAAAAACAAAUAAUAACCCACAGCAAACUAGAGAAGAGGUAACACAUGCAACAGGUGCUAUUUUUCCAGGCAGCGCAUUGCAGGGGUAUGUAGCUAGCUAUAUUUUUGAUGGGAGGAGGGGACAGACAAGGAAGAAUAAAUAAAUGACAGUUUGGAUAUGGUAAUUCUUCACCACUUCUUUUGGAAGUAGCAUCUGGUGAAGAGAAAGCAAUCUUGGAAUGAUAUCACUCUCACGUGAAGAGGACUGUGUGAGGCCAGCCCCAUAACCAGAACUCUAACCAAGCAAUUUUAUAAAGCUAUUUAUAUUGAAAUUAGUAUUGGUGCCAUUCUUCCUCGACUGUGGACGACAACAGCCCUUUUGCUUCAUGCUGGCUGUUUGCAUGAUACAUGAUUACCUGAGAGUGUUUCUGCAUGAUGAGAUGUAUAAUGGUGGACUCAUUAGCUGUGUUCCCUUUAUGUUGCUUUAUCUUCUGCAGUGAAGUCCUGGCAAAGCAAUUCUCUUUUCUCCUUCCUUCCUUCCCCCAGAUAAAGCUGCUUGCUUUGGCAUAGCAGGAGGGGAGGAAUAAGCAAGCACAUAGGCUUCUCUGCCUGUUUUUGAGUCAUCUUACUGAAAUGGCCUCUGUAUGAGACAUCUCUGAAGUCCUAAUAUACUUAAUUGUUCAUGAAGAAUGGAAUGGGAAGGAGGGGAAAGCCCACAGGUGUGUAUUUUUCUCUAGCCAAACUAACAGAUACAAAUCAUUCUUCUGCUUUCCUACAUGUUAGUUUCCAGGAAUAAAUUACUACAAAGUGCAACAAUAAAGCACUAAACAGCUCCAGCAGCGGAGUAGCUGGAAAAGGGAGACUGAGCAAUGAAGCAGAGUCCUCUCAUUUCUCAAGUGACUAAAUUACUUCGAGCCAUCUUAGGGCCUGAUUAUGCAAGAUGCUGAGCUUUCUCAAGGCGGAACAAGUUCCCAUCACCAAAUGUAGAUAUUAGUGUUGCUGCAAAUAUUUCAGAUACAGCUCAGUGGCCGAGUCCUGGGCCAGAGAGCGAGUGUAGUGGCAUGCUGUGUGCAAGCCCAGACCUGGCAAUACAGUGUAAGUUGUUUCUUUGUCCAUUUUCCUUUAUCAUUUAAUAUAGCCCAGGCUGGUAAAACUCCUUGAAAAUUUAGCUACAUUGGUGUGCAUCUGUAAAAAGAAUGAACUGCACAUACAUAAAUACAUGCAUAAGUAUAGAGAAACACAUGCUCUAUACCUAUGGAUGUAAUGAAAUGUGACUAUUUAUAUGCUACAGGGCUGGACAAAUGAACACACUUGUAUGGACUUGCCAUUUAAAAUCCUAUCUUCUAAAUCAGGAUGUCAAUAUUCUUAUUAAAAGGUAGCUAAAAGAUACUGUAUGAAAUACCCUAAUAUUAACUCCUUUUUCUUCUGGGUUUUUUUUUUUCUUUUUUUGUUAUAAUGCUUUCUUUAGUGAGGGCUUAAUCUGAUUUACUUCAGUACCAGUUAAAGGCAACUAAAAAUAAUUUUUAAAAAAAGAGAAGAAAUGCAAAUUUGAAAAAAUCUAGCAGCGUUAAAAUUGCUUUUAUUUUCCACAGUUCAAAUUAGACCCUUUUUCCCGUCUAUUACAAACCAUUUCUGCUAUUUUUGUUAAAAUUGCUCUUUAAAUGGGGACGUCUUUCCUUUUUUCUUUUAGCUAUCAUUCUAGAUAACAUUUUUCAGUAAACAUAGGGAACAAUACUUUUUAUAUAUAAAAUUUCAGGAUUUAUUU